Messenger RNA from Carassius carassius (crucian carp), 1451 nucleotides. RefSeq names its product Na(+)/H(+) exchange regulatory cofactor NHE-RF1-like. The record is from RefSeq and is a predicted model, not a curated record. Gene Ontology annotation, biological process: protein localization to plasma membrane. Lineage: Eukaryota; Metazoa; Chordata; Actinopteri; Cypriniformes; Cyprinidae. The transcript has 6 exons. The coding region runs from base 178 to 1275 and encodes 365 amino acids. Gene Ontology annotation, molecular function: signaling receptor binding; protein-membrane adaptor activity. Gene Ontology annotation, cellular component: apical plasma membrane.
AGCGCUGACUGUCUACACUUCAAAGAAAACUGCGAUUUGACUUGCAGUGUUGCAACAACACAGUGAAGACGCGGAGUGGGCGUUUUCACUUCACAUAGCUACUUUUCGUUUUUGCCUCCAACUUUAAGUCUAGCUGGACAGCUAAUUUUGUGUAUCUGUAAGUUUCAAAGUUUCAAAAUGACCAGCAACCUCAGGCCAAAGCUUUGCGUCUUAGAAAAAGGGGACAACGGCUACGGUUUUCAUCUCCACGGCGAAAAGAACAAGCUAGGUCAGUUCAUUCGGCACGUGGAGCCCGACUCUCCGGCCGCCGCUGCAGGUCUGCUGGCCGGGGACAAACUGGUGUUCGUGAACGGGGAGAAUGUGGAGGACGAGAAGCAUCAACAGGUGGUGUCCCGCAUACGAGGCAUCACGGGCCAACUAGAGCUCAUCGUGAUGGAUACAGAGACCGCAGAACUGCUGCAGAAGCACAACUUGAAGUGCCAGAAAGAGUAUGUGACUGAAGGCAUACUGAUACCGAGCAGUGCUGGAUCGGACCAUGAAGACGAAGUGAAGAACGUGACACCAAGCGAGUCCACCCCUGUCCCGGAAACAAACGGGGACAUACGCAUGGAUAGACUGAGCUUGAGCUCCAAGGAAUCAAAGAACGAGCUGCGUCCACGUCUCUGUCACAUGAAGAAGGGUGCCACUGGAUAUGGCUUUAACCUGCACACAGAGAAGUCAAAACCCGGCCAGUACAUCAGGGCGGUGGAUGAGGACUCCCCAGCAGAGAAAUCUGGACUUCUGCCCCAAGAUAAAAUAGUGCAGGUAAAUGGCAUUGCUGUGCACACAAUGCAGCAUUCAGAAGUGGUGGCAGCCAUCAAGACAGGAGGAGAUGAGACCAGACUGCUGGUGGUGGAUCCUGAGACAGACGCCUUCUUCAGCAGCUGUGGUGUCCUUCCGACUGAGAAACAUCUCACAGGUCCUCUUCCAGAUCCUGUUUCCAGCCAUGAUGAAGAAGAUCAGGUGAAUGGAAAAGCAACUCAGGAGGAAAAGCCUAAAGUAGCUAUGAGCCUGUCGACUUCCAGCACCUCCUCCAACACCUCCACCUCUGCAGCUCCAGCCAGCACCUCAGCACCAGAGGAGAAACCAAAAGAGAAGGCUUCAAAUGAUGAUGCAGGACUAUCUCUGGAGAUAUCGCUGCAGCAGGCCAAGGAACGCGCUCGCCAGAAACGCUCUAACAAGAGAGCCCCGCAGAUGGAUUGGAGCAAAAGAAAUGAGCUCUUCAGCAACCUCUGAACCUCCUCUGUGCCUCCCAUCUUCCUCUCACCCAUUUUCUUUACUUCCUCUACAAUUGUCCGUCCCAUCAUGCCUCUCCGCUCUUUCAGUACACUUGUACACAUUUUGAAACCCUCUCACAUGUGUAUUUUUAAACCAGUGUUAUUUCGCAUGUGAUUUCUAAAUCUGUAGAUUUU